AUGAGCAGCGUCAUCGACCAGGGGUCGAAAAUCAAGUUCACGAUGCUCCCUGCCCUGAAGCUCAAGGAACUCAACGCGAACUACGUGCGGGAGACUGGGCGCCCGCCCAGGGACUACGAGGACACGACGGACGUCCAGCUCUCGGCGCUGGCCGCCCGGCUCGCCGCGGGCGAGGCGCCGCACGUCGACUUCAGUGUCUUCGGACCCUUUGGGAAACGGAUCCAGCGGCUCAUGAACUUCCAGGCCGACGUCUGGGUGAGCGGCCAGCUGGUGAAGAAGAAGCUCGCCGGGCCAGAGAACUUCGAGACUUGGCGGAAGGGCUGGCGAGUCUUCCGCGUGGCGGCUAUCAAGCUCCAACUUUCGAGGCCGGGUCCCAUCGACGAUUUUGAGGAAGGGGUGCGGCUCCUCAACUCGACCUUCCCCCGUGACUGGGGGGCCGUUUUCCUGACCGUCUGCCACUGCUUGGAGGAGCGCUGGCAUCAGGUCCGCACGAAGAUCGAGGAUUUGGUGGAGAAGGGCAAGUUCCAGGGCGACUUCGACCGGGAGCGCCCCUGGGAAGCCGUAUUCUCUUACACGGCCUACGACAGCGGGCAAGACUCGCAGUGGUGGAAGAUCCACUUGGAGCUCCCGUGCCUGACCGGCAGGACGGGCGGCCGCUCUCGCACGUCGGAGGUCGAGGGCGGCCCAUCAGCCGUCGACCAGAUCGAGCGGCAAUCCGAUAAGCGGGCUGCUGACCACCACGGCGACGGCUCUGAACGCCCCACGGGCGCUGGGGCGAAGAGGGCCAAGAAGGCGAAGUCUCAUUGGCAGCAGGUCAGGGACAACAACGCGGCCGGAGAGACCAAGGACGGCCGGUUCACGAAACACCAGGGCUACCCUUACAAGGACGGCCUCUCCCAGGCCGGGUACCUCAACAAGCAUUGCCCCAAUAAGGCUUCGGGGCCCGCCGGGCGCGCUGGCGGCGCUGCCGGGGGGCCCGCCGGGGCCGCCGGGCGCGCUGACGACGCAGCCAGGGCUCGCGCGCUGCCGGGGCGUCGCGGACUGGCCCGCGCGUGGGGCUCCCACCUCGGCGCACUGGCGAAGCUGCAGCGUCGGCUCGGGGAGCUCCGGGCGCGGGGGGGCCAGCGGGCGCGUCGCGGCGACGCUCCGGCCGCAGCUCGUCCGACGCCGCCCGCGCUGGCGCAGCCGGCUGGCUACCCCGGCCAAGACAUGUGGGAUCGGAGACGCGUGCGGCCCCGUCGACCACCCGGCGAGCCGGAGGGCCCAUCCGCGCGUGAGGAGCGGUCGGCCCAGGAUGCCCUCUGCACCGCCGGCCUCCGCAACCCUCACAGGGUAGUGAAGGCGUGGGGCGACCUCCAGGAGGCCAUGGCGGUUGUGCGGGCAGCCCUUCUGCGGGCGCGGGCACGUGAGCCCGCUCUGGUCGGGAUGGUGGGCGCGUGCGGGCAGCGGCCCUCUCGCGCGCCCCCGCCCGAGUCUGCUGUCGCGUCUGCCCGCGCCGAGGUGGCAGCGGCCCUGGGUUUGGGGAUGGCGCAGGCCGAGGAGCACCAUCCGUCCUCCCCACUGCGGCACGAGAUCUUCGCGGAGUGCGCCCGCCGGUCGAAGGACCCCGACGUGCACGUGCCCAUCUGGCUCCGGGAGGGAGCCCCGAUGGGCAUCCGGCGAGCGAUCGCCCCCGGCGGCCAUUUCCCGUUGGCGGCCGCAGAGGCGACCCUUUCAGUGGACGCCUUCCGCAGGGAGUUUUGUUUUUCAGGAAACCAUCGCUCGUUCGUGGAUGAUUUCGGCGAGAACGAGGCGCCGACGCUCCCCCUCGUCCGGGAGUACCUGGAGAAGGGGUUCGGCCGAGCAUUUCCGUCUCGCGAGGCCGCCGAGGAGGUCUUCGGGCCCACGUAUCCCGCGCCGCUCGGAAACGUCCGGAAGCGGAAGCAGGGCGGGGACGGCUGGAAGAACCGCAUCAUCCAGGACUUGAAGGCAUCGCGGGUGAACCUCCUCAGCUCCACUCCCGAGCGGGCGGUGCUGCCCCGUGGCAUCGACCACGCCGUGGACAUGGCGACCCUCUUUACGGCGGACGGAGCCGACCACGGGGAGAUCCUCGUCAUCGACUUCUCAGACGCCUUCAUGUCGUGCCCGCUCCACGAGAGCGAGCGCCCGUACAAUUGCGCCGAGGUGCGGGGCCUCGAGGCGGAGAACGACUACACGUUCAUCGUGUGGGCGGUGCUCGGGUUCGGGGGAAAGGCGAAUCCCCUGGUCUGGGCCCGCGUGGCCAGCGCGGCGGCGCGGACUGCGCAGGCGCUGACGCUGAGCGGGGGCCUGCGGCUCCAGCUGUACGUGGACGACCCAGCGCUGGCGGUGCAGGGCCCUCCGCGGGCGUGCGAGCAGGAACUCGAUCUGGCCUUGCUUUGGUGGCUCGUGCUCGGGCUGCGCAUCGCGUGGAAGAAGGGCCGCCACGCGCACGGGCCCCUCCGCGGGGGCCCGCGUCCGGCCCUGGAGCACGAGUGGAUCGGCAUUCGCUUCGCGAUGGCCGAGGAUUGUGCCGUCAUGGGGCUCACCCAGAACUUCAUCGAUGAGUUGCUGGAGCUCCUCCGCCACUUCAUGGCGAAGAAGGGCCAUGCGCCGAUCAAGCAAGCGCGGUCGUUGGUGGGGAAGGCAGCCCGGGUUGCUCAGAUCAUCCCGGCCGCGACCCCGUUCGCCGCGGCCUUGUGGGCGGCGCUGACGGGGGCCCUCCGCCAGGCGAACGCGGGGAAGCGGGAGUCCCCGCCGAACACGGUGCCGCUCCAGCGCUUCUUCACCGCGGCUCGCUGGUUCCGCGCGUUGCUGGAGCCAGUCGACGAGGCGCGCCGACCCGAGUGCUUCUUCCCGCUGGAGCGGCGAGUGUAUCCGCGCCCCGACGCGGUUCAGUGGCCGCGAUCCAGAUACCACGUUGAAUUUGACGCCUGCCCCUGGGGGGGCGGCGCCGCGCUGUUCGAGGGCGCGACCCCAGUCGAGUGGUUUGCGACUUCGUGGGACCAGGAGGUGCUCGACGUCUUCGGAGCCGUUCUGGGCUUGGCAAAGUAUCAGAGCCUCUGGGAGUUCAUCACGCUCCUCCUCGCGCUCAUCAUUUGGCGGUGCCACGCGGAGCACGCCGUGCUCUACGUCCUCGGGGACAACGUGGCGGCCUUGCAGGACGCGAUGCAGCUCAAAGGCAGCGGAGACAUGCUCGUCGUCGCCCGGGAGAUCGCCUGGCGGGCAGCUCGGUGGCCCCUGCACUUCGAGUGCGCCCACUUGCCCAAGGAGCUCAACCUCGUCGCCGACUCCCUGAGCCGUUUGGCGGCCGUGCCUCCCGCGGCGUUCCCAGCUAGGCUGCACGGCGUGCCGCGGAGCCCCGUGCCCGCGUGGCGCCAG
This is a messenger RNA of Prorocentrum cordatum, 3378 nucleotides long. Lineage: Eukaryota; Dinophyceae; Prorocentrales; Prorocentraceae. The record is from the annotation of a GenBank genome assembly.